ACACUAAGAAGAUAAAUCAUGUCAGAACUUUUCCCACCUUUACUGUGAUAUUGCAAAGAAUAAAAAUAAAGUGAAAAAACAAUCAGAAACUUUUUUAGGGAAAAAUUUCUUUUCAUCUCCAGCUCACUAGAAGACACCUGAAGGUUUUGCACUCAAAUCGGCUGGUAUUUGUAGCUAUUCAUGAUUCCUUCCACCUUGAUAAAAGCCCCAGUUCUGGCUGAAGAAAAGCAGAACUAAAGCAUGAUGCUGCCACCACCAUGCUUCACCGUGGGUAUGGUGUCCUGUUUUUUUUUUUUGUUUUUUUUUUUGUGCACCAAACAUACCUGUUGGAAUUACGGAAUUAUUAUACCUUUUGGAAUUGGUCUGAUCAGACCAUAACACAUUUUGCCACAUGGUUGGGGUGAUUUAGUGGAGCUUGGAUUUUUUUUUUUGUGAGAAAGGGCUUCCGUCUAGCCCCCCUACCCCACAGCCCAGACAUCACAAAAACCUGCCAUUUUAACAGGGGUGUGUAGGCUUUUUAUAUCAGCUGUACCUCCAGGAAACCUGUUUCUUUCUGAGAAAUCCUGAAGGCCCAAAAUAAAAAUCGUGGGAAUGAAGUGGCACUGCAGCCAAGAAGAGACCGGUUUUUUCCCUUGGCAGUACACCGCAUAAUAUUUGCCAUUCAUGGGUGUUUUAUGGGUACAGAGCCAAACCUGGCAAUGCUUGCAGCCAUUCCCGUCUGGCAGGUUUUAAUAACAACGUAACUUUCGAUUCAUGGUUUUGGAAUUACUCUCUAACUUUGCUUGUCUGUUAGGUCAUUGUGAUCAUUAUACUUGGCUAAGCAACACUCUGGGGGAGAAAAAAGCAGAUUCUGGCAGAAUGUUGGUGUUUCCUCUUGGGCACAAAACCAAGUGAGCAAACAGGAAGUGUAGUUUUGGCUGCACUGACGUUGUAAAGCUGUGCUGCAGGCAUGUUAAAACUGGCACUAUCACUAAAACGGAAAAAAGAUGUGGACAAAUAUUUUUGCAAAAUCACACUGAUGAUGUUCAAGAGGAGUUCCUCAUCACAUGCUGAGGUGUGUGUAUAUAGAUCAACAGACAGACAGACAGACAGGCAGGUAGAUAGAUAAACACUAUGUGGCCAAAAGUAUGUGCACCCCUGACCAUCACACCCAUACGUGGUUCUUCCUCAGACUGUUGCUACAAAGUUGGAAGCACACAAUUAUAUAGAAUGUCUCUAUGCUGUAGCGUUACAGUUUCCCUUCACUGGAACUAAGAGGCCCAAACCUGUUCCAGCAUGACAAUGCCCCUGUGCACAGCACGAGCUCCAUGAAGACAUGGGGUGUGAAGGUUGGAGUGGAAGAACUCGAGUGUCCUGCACAGAGCCCUGACCUCAACCCCACUGAACACCUUUGGGAUGAACUGGAACACCGACUGAACCCCAGACCUCCUCGACAUCCCAACAUCAGCGCCUGACCUCACUAAUGCUCUUGUAGCUGAAUGAACACAAAUCCCCACAGCCACGCUCCAACAUCUAGUGGAAAGCUUCCCAGAAGAGUGGAGCUCAUUAUAACACCAAACACACAGGGAAUAAAUCAAGAAUGAGAUGUUUAACAAGCAUGUAUGAGCGUGAUGGGUGGGUUGAUUUAUUGAUUUAAUUAAAUCAAUAUUAAUUUGUGAGGUGUUGAACCUGCACAUAAACAUCCGUGCUGUACGCAGCACUGUGCCAGUCCAGACGCCUAAAUGUGAAAGUAAAACCAAAGCAUAUCCAAAUUGCGCACCACACAGCGCCACACUUCAGUGUAAAGCGAGGACUCAGGCAGAGAGACAGCUUCCCCUGUUCAAACCCACUGAUAUUAUCAUGAAAUAAAAAAAUGGUUUUGCAGAAUAACAUGGAGCCGCGCUCUGAAACAGUAGAACCUGAAGACAUCAUGACCAAUCUGGAUCACGGGGAAACCAUACCUGAUCGGCUAUUGGACCUCAUCGUCUCUACUCCACUUGAAGAAUUUGAAGAAUUUCUCAAUACAAGUUUCUCGGAUGAGGUCUGGGACGAUAUCCCAGAUGGAUCAGAAGAUAAAUCCACACUGGUAUGCGAAGUUUGUGAUGAGAAUUCAGUUGCUAGGAAAAGGCACACCACUAAGCGUCGAGCAGGUGAAAGAUCGUCAAAAAAAACACCUCGCCCUAAACGAAGUAAAAGAGCACACCAGAGCUCUGAAACGCCGCCUGAAGUCAACAUGGCUGUGCAGGAAGGGGAUUUCCACGUCACUGGCGUGUCCUCACUCGUACGCCUUCCCUUGACGAUCGCCACCACCGCCUCUCUGAUGCCACCUGGUGCACCAGCCAUGCAGAUCAUACAAACAUUCAAUCCUCUCUCCCCUCCGGUGAUUAAAAGCAUUCUACCAGUAGGACACACCUACGUGCUGGUUUCACCGCAGUCUCUAGCUCCUGUCCCAGUGCCACAGAUUGCCCCUCUUUCACCUGUCGAUGGUACAGUGGCUCCUUUAGAACUCAGCAUGUCCAUUCAUCCCGUAAGCUCGUUAUCGGACAGCGCGUAUAGGGGUCAGUCUCCAUCCCAACUAGCUCCUGUUUCACCCUCUAAAGACAAAUCACCCUCCAAAGAGUAUCUUCCUGCAACCCAGCAAAUCAAGAAGAUGCCAGUGCUACCAAAGAGUGUUCAAGACUUCAUCGAGCAAUUGAAGUCCCACUUAAGAGAAACAUGCAGUAUGAUGCAAGGAGGAAUGAGCAUGGAGUCUCACUACAUAGACACACCACUGGUACAGAGGAAGCUGAUAAUCAGGACUGGCAAGAAUGCAAAUAAAUGCUUAGAGAAGGAACUUGUGGUACUCAGUGACUCAGAGCGAAAAAAGGCCACGAUGCACAGGAGCCAUGUUUUCCAAAACUGUGGAUCCAAUAACAAGCACCUGAUCACCGUUCUUGGGAAAGCCGGCAUGGGAAAAAGCACAUUUAUCCAGCGUUUGGCCUUGGACUGGUCCACCGGUGGCCUUCAGCAGUUCCAGUUCAUCUUUUUGCUGAAUUGCAAAGUUCUAAAUCUGACUCAGGCGAGCUUCAGUCUGAAGAGUUUGCUAUUUGACUCAUCCACGUCUCCUUGGUGUGAGGAUUCGGAGGCCAUCUUCAAACACGUUCUUGCCUUUCCAGAGAACGUUCUCAUUGUUUUUGACAGUUUUGAUGACAUGAAAGACCUUGAAGGUCUUCUUCAAUCCCCCGCUACCUCAGCCACGGAUGGUGACUACAGUAUUAGGCAGCUAUUUUCUGGUUUGUUCCAGAAAAAGAUUCUGUCAGGGUGCACUCUUUUGAUCGCCACCCGACCCAAAGAUGUCUUGAAUCAGCUACUGCGUAAAGUAGACAGUAUCUUGGAGUUAUGUUGCUUUUCUCCAAAGGACAUUGAAAUGUACGUCUCAAAUUAUUUUGGGGAUGUUUCGGAGAAAGAGGAUGCACUAAGAAAAAUCAAAAGCCAAAAAUACAUUUUCAGCUUAUGCUCGAACCCUUUGCUGUGUCGCCUUACAUGCUUUUUGUCAGCGCAUCAAAAAAACAAUGGUGACACGUUGCCAUCGACUCUUACGGAUUUAUACCAAAGAGUGCUCAGCCAUUAUCUAGAGCCGAAUGAUAACCUUCAGAGAUCCAAACAGGACAUUGUGCAGCUGUGUAACUUGGCUUGGGAUGGAUAUAAGACUCAAAACUCCCUUUUAAACCAAAAUCAAAACAAAAACCUGGUAGACUACGGACUCAACUCUGGGAUACUUAUAACACAUAAACGAUGUGAAGAACCUGGCAACAACCAGGUCACUUAUUUUGCUAAUCUUUUUAUGCAGAACCUUCUAAGUGCCCUGCUAUUGGUUCAUUCCAAUGAGCUGAAUGACAAAACGCUGGUGGCUCAGACUGCACUCCACCAACGGAAAAGGAAGUCUCAAGGAGAAUGGCAAGAUGUGCUACAAAGGUUUGUAAUGGGAUUACUCUUCCAGAAAAAUACACCCCCUUGUUGUAGGGUUUUCCAAAGCAAUACUGACCUACAGACCAAAAGAAAAGCAGUGGAAGUCCAUCUGGAGAAUCUGAAACCGGGCGAGCUGGUUCCCAGCAGAUUACUUGAACUGUUUCACUGUGUGUACGAGGCUAGGAAUGUCAAACUUGCCAAACUUCUGGUCAAAAAUCUACCUGAAAAUCUGUCGUUUCGUGGAGCUCAGCUCUCGCCAGUUGACGUCUAUGUUGUUUGGCAUCUUCUUCUGCGAACCAAAGGACACAAACGGACUUUUUCCAUUGACUUGAGGGACACGUCUGUUCCUCUCAGUGGUCUCAAAGAGCUGGUUGCACUGGACUGUGUGGCAUCAUUCCGUGCGCCUACAAUGGACACCAUUAACCUUUGGGAGGACCUGCAUCGCAGCAACGAUAAACUGAGUUUGAAAAACGCCAUUGAAAAGUUUACUAUAAACCCUCUGAAGGUGUCGCAGGUGUCGGAUGUGGAGAACUUGGUCAUUCUUGUACAAAUCCACAAUGAGAAGAAGCUGCCCUUAUGCGAGGCCGAGUCAGCUCUGGAGGACGGCGUCCCAGCAGUGAGACAUCUUCUCAAGCUGGAGUACGAGCUCGGUCAGCAGAACAGCCCUGAGGUGUUUCUCCGGCUGGCGGAGAUCUUACCUGCUCUUCAGUCUCUCCAUCACCUGGAUCUGGAGAAUAAUAAAAUGGGGGAUGCGGAAGCUGAACAGUUGGCUGGGGUUCUGAGCUCGCUGUCGUCUCUGAAGCUGCUGAAUCUUUCUCAGAACUGCAUCGGAGACGGCGGAGUGCGGAAACUGUCCCAGGCCCUGACGUCCGCGUCCUCGCUGCAGAGCCUCAGUCUGUAUGGAAACGUGAUCGGGGACAGCGGCGCUGAGAGCUUGGCAUCGGUUUUACCGCUCAUGACGUCUCUGCUGGACCUGGACGUGAAGUACAACAAGUUCACAGACGUCGGAGCCAAAAAGCUCAGUGCUGCGUUAAAGAACUCACCGAGUGUGAAGUCUCUUCAGUAAGUCACCUCCACACACACACACACACACACACACACUUCAAACUGUGGGUUAUUUUUAAAAACAGUAUCAGCUUCAGAUUUCAUACGUAUCAUCAUCAUCAUCAUCAUCAUCAUCAUCACUGCUUUACAUUCAUCUUCAGCUGUAACGACCUCGACGUGUAAAAAAUCGCUUAAAACCGUAUUAUGUUUCUUUUCUUUUAUCUGAAAAUAAAUCGUACAUUAUUUUCCUCCUUUAUCACAAAUUUGUUAGAGACCUUUAGGCCUGAAAGUAACAUAUUGGGGGGAAAAAGAGUUUUAUUUAUUAUAUUUAUUUUUAUUAAGAUUUGAACCUUAACAAAACUAAAAUAUAUACCAUCACCAUGCUCUUGCUGUUUUCCUGAUUUAUUUUGUAUUUCAUUACAUUUGCAGUGCUCUCAUCUUCUGUCUUGCUUUAAUCAUUUAAUAUUUAUCCAUUUUUCUUCCAGAAUGUGGAAUGGACUGUAUUCCUUACGGAGUUUUUGAUCAUCUUCAGAUUAAAGACUGCAGGAUAAAAGCUCUAUAAUUCACCCCUUUGUUUAAGAAAGAAGGGACAAACUGCUGCUACUAACACUGUAUCUUCGGUACACACACAUUACUGAAUGCUAUCGCCUCGGCAAAGACACUAAUGUUCUAUGGUGCGUUACUUUUGUGUUGCAAUAUUUCUGUCUCAUUUUUUCUUUUUUAUAAGCGAGCUGCUGUCCAAUAAAGUACUUUUUUUGUAAAAAAAAUAAAAUAAAAAUUAGGUAAGUUGU
Pangasianodon hypophthalmus (striped catfish) is the source of this 5762-nucleotide messenger RNA. It is a transcript of the gene ciita, whose product is annotated as class II, major histocompatibility complex, transactivator. Gene Ontology annotation, biological process: positive regulation of MHC class II biosynthetic process; inflammatory response; positive regulation of MHC class I biosynthetic process. The record is from RefSeq and is a predicted model, not a curated record. Lineage: Eukaryota; Metazoa; Chordata; Actinopteri; Siluriformes; Pangasiidae. The transcript is spliced from 19 exons. Bases 1853 to 4993 code for a protein of 1046 amino acids. Gene Ontology annotation, molecular function: ATP binding; protein binding.